Molecule: messenger RNA, 3726 nt
Organism: Puma concolor (puma)
Lineage: Eukaryota; Metazoa; Chordata; Mammalia; Carnivora; Felidae
Source: RefSeq, a predicted model, not a curated record
AUGGAGGCGUCCAGAGGGUCUGCGGAAGCCGCGGCCUUAAGCCCGGAGCAGGCUGCCCGUUACCUGAGAUACGUGAAAGAGGCCAAAGAAGCAACUAAGAAUGGAGAUCUGGAAGAAGCAUUUAAACUUUUUAAUUUGGCAAAGGACAUUUUUCCCAAUGAAAAGGUGAUGAGCAGAAUCCAAAAAAUACAGGAAGCCUUGGAGGAGUUGGCAGAACACGGAGAUGAUGAAUUCACAGAUGUGUGCAACUCUGGCCUGCUGCUCUAUCAAGAGCUCCACAACCAACUAUUUGAGCACCAGAAGGAAGGUGUAGCUUUCCUCUAUAGCCUAUAUAGGGAUGGAAGAAAAGGUGGCAUCUUGGCAGACGAUAUGGGAUUAGGGAAGACUGUGCAGAUCAUUGCUUUCCUUUCUGGUAUGUUUGAUGCCACACUCGUGAAUCAUGUGCUGCUGAUCAUGCCAACCAAUCUCAUUAGCACAUGGAUAAAAGAAUUUGUUAAGUGGACUCCAGGAAUGAGAGUGAAAACCUUUCACGGUCCUAGUAAGAAUGAACGUACCAGAAACCUCAAUAGGAUUCAGCAAAGGAAUGGUGUCAUUAUCACUACGUACCAAAUGUUAAUCAAUAAUUGGCAACAGCUUUCAAGCUUGAACGGCCAAGAGUUUGUGUGGGACUAUGUCAUCCUUGAUGAAGCACAUAAAAUAAAAAGCUCAUCUACUAAGUCAGCAAUAUGUGCUCGGGCUAUCCCUACCCGUAAUCGCAUCCUCCUCACAGGAACCCCAAUCCAGAAUAAUUUACAAGAACUAUGGUCCCUGUUUGAUUUUGCUUGUCAAGGGUCCCUGCUAGGAACAUUAAAAACUUUCAAAAUGGAGUAUGAAAAUCCUAUUACUAGAGCAAGAGAGAAGGAUGCUACCCAAGGGGAAAAAGCCUUGGGAUUUAAAAUAUCUGAAAACUUAAUGACAAUCAUAAAACCCUAUUUCCUCAGGAGGACGAAAGAGGAGGUACAAAAGAAAAAGUCAAGCAACCCAGAGGUUAGACUUCGCGAAAAGAAUCUAGAUGUUGAUGCCAUUUGUGAAAUGCCUUCCCUUUCCAGGAAAAAUGAUUUUAUUAUUUGGAUACGUCUUGUGCCUUUACAAGAAGAAAUAUACAGGAAAUUUGUGUCUCUAGAUCAUAUCAAGGAGUUGUUGAUGGAGACACGCUCACCUUUGGCUGAGCUAGGUGUCUUAAAGAAGCUGUGUGAUCAUCCUAGGCUGCUAUCUGCACGGGCUUGUCUUUUGUUGAAUUUAGGGUCUGUGAAAUUCUCUGUUCCAGGUGAAAAUGAAGGGGAAGAUUCCUCAGAUGUGGACCAGAUUGAUCAAAUAACUGAUGAUACACUGAUGGCAGAAUCUGGAAAAAUGCUAUUUCUAAUAGAGCUGCUUGAGAGAUUGCGAGAUGAAGGGCAUCAGACUCUGGUGUUUUCUCAGUCAAGACAAAUUCUAAACAUCAUCGAAUGCCUCUUAAAGAAUCGGCACUUUAAGAUUUUGCGAAUCGAUGGAACAAUUACUCAUCUUGUGGAACGAGAAAAAAGAAUUAACUUAUUCCAGCAAAAUAAAGAUUACUCUGUUUUUCUGCUUACCACUCAAAUAGGUGGUGUUGGCUUAACAUUAACUGCAGCAACUAGAGUGGUCAUUUUUGACCCUAGCUGGAAUCCUGCAACUGACGCCCAAGCUGUGGAUAGAGUUUACCGAAUUGGACAAAAAGAAAAUGUUGUAGUUUAUAGGCUGAUCACUUGUGGGACUGUAGAGGAAAAAAUCUACAGAAGACAGGUUUUCAAGGACUCCUUAAUAAGACAAACUACUGGCGAUAAGAACCCUUUCCGUUAUUUUACUAAACAAGAAUUAAGAGAGCUCUUUACAAUUGAGGAUUUUCAGAACUCUGCAACCCAGCUGCAGCUUCAGUCUUUGCAUGCUGCUCAGAGGAGAUCUGAUAAGAAACUAGAUGAACACAUUGCCUACCUGCACUCUUUGGGGAUAGCUGGAAUCUCAGACCAUGAUUUGAUGUACACACGUGAUCUGUCUGUUAAAGAAGAGCUUGAUGUGAUCGAAGAAUCUCACUAUAUUCAACAAAGGGUUCAGAAAGCUCAAUUCCUUGUUGAAUUAGAAUCUCAAAAUACAGAGCUUUUAGUGGAAAGACAAAGGACUGGAAAUGAGGGGAUCUGGCAGCGAGAACCUAUAUUUCCUUCUCAAACAAAGAAGAAAUUCCCUGAAUCAAGGAAACCGCAGCCUUGGCCUUCACCACUUUUAACCCAGGAAGAAGAAAUCAGUUCCCAAAUGGCAAGUAUAAUCAUUGAUGAUCUGCCUGAAGAGCAUGGGAAUCAAGAGCUCUCCAAUGUAAAGAUGAAUGUUACCGUCUUACAAGAUGGUAGUCACCCAUGCGAAAGCACAUUUGAUGCUGACUCUGUGGCUACUUUGCCCAAGUGGUGUGGAAGUGUGGACGAAAUUUGUACUGACCCCAUGGGAAUGGCUAUACAGAAAGAGACAUUGCAAGAGGGGCCUACACAGGAGGCACCGCAAGAGGACCCUCUGGGAAAUUUUAAUUAUUCACUUAGCAAAUUGGUCAGAGCCGAUCUUGGGCCACAUCUAGAUCAACUGAAGGACAAUGAGAUUUUACUUCACUGCAGUCCCUGGCCCAUGAGUCUCCUGACCAGCGCAAAUCAAAAUACAGAGUCAGGCACAUCUGUAAUUCAAAUAGCUGAUGAUGACGUGUCAGCAUCCCAUGGUGCACUACAGGAUGCUCAAGGCAGUGAGGCCAAGUUGGAAGAGGAACCUUCAGCAUCCUCAUCACAGUAUGCAUGUGAUUUCAAUCUUUUCUUGGAAGACUCUGCUGCAGACAAUGGACAAGAUCUUUCCAGGCAGUCUUUGCAGCAUGUUGAGAAUGAAAAUAGCCUGUGCGGUGCUGCAGCUAAUUAUGAAGCAGAGGUCGAGCAUGGCAAAGCCCAUCUCAGUAUGGAUCUUUCUGAGACAAACGAUGAGCCAGAAGAAGUAAUAGUUAAUGUGAAAGUCAGAAGGAAAGCUAGAAGGAUCGUUUCAGAUGGUGAAGAUGAAGAUGAUACUUUUAAAGAUACUUCAAGCACAGAUCCAUUCAACACACCUCCCUUUCAGUUGUUAUCUGUAAAACAGUUUGAUGCUUCCACUCCCAAAAGUGACAUCAGUCCGCCAGGAAUGUUCUUUUCACUGAAAAUGGCUGAUAGUAUAAAUAAGUCUGUAACCUCUAGAAGAUCCCUGGCUUCUAGGAGGUCACUUGUUAAUGUGGUUUUAGACCACGUGGAGGAUAUGGAGGAAAGACUUGACAACAGCAGUGAAGCAGAGGUUGCUGAAGAUUACCUGGAGGAAGGAGCCGAGGAAAGCAGUGGUGAAGUCUCAGAGUGUACAGAAGACCCUCCUGGCAAAACGCUGCCUUCAGAAAAUAAGUUAAUGACACCUGAGCCUCAUGCUUUGGCUCAAGAGACCUCUCCUGGCAACCCAGGACAGACCUCUUUGUCUGGCAGACAGUUGGUUGAUUCUCCCCAGGAUGAGGCAAUGGAGGCUGUGAAUGACUAUGAGACCCUUGUAAUUCGUGGAAAAGAACUGAAAGAGUGUGGGAAAAUACAGGAGGCCUUAAACUGCUUCGUUAAAGCACUUGACAUAAAAAGCGCCGAUCCUGAAGUCAUGCUCAUGACUUUAAGUUUGUAUAAGCAGCUUAAUAAACCUUAA